AUGGCAUCUGAAGUAUCUGUUGCCGAACAAGUGAAUGCCGAGGAUUCCGUCGUAGAGUGUGGUUUUUUCGAAGUUUGCUAUGCCGUAUGUGCUAAUACUGGCGACUUUCGAACGGUUCGUUCGGACGACGGCUGGCAAAAAGACGAGACAUCGUUUAGCGAAGUUGUGCACUCGAAGUGGGCAGUUGAUAUGGGUGCUAAUCAUCAUAUCAGUAAGCAUUCUGCUACGGGUACCGAUCGUGUAUGCGAUAGAGAAACAUCUCAUCCACAGAUAUGUGCAGCAUUGAGGCUAUCUCGUUUCUCUACAAACACCCGCAAUAACAAAACGCAAAACGAUGUAACAAAUGCACAUUCGUUAACACUUUGCGAGAAUAUUCUUCCCAUCGAACUAACCACACAAGUCAUCCAAGAAUCUGUUCGAGGAACAAGGCGUCUGAAUGACAAGAAGAAACAGUUGCGGUAUGCAGUUUAUACAAUGGUUACGAUCGUUUUCACGUAUCUGAUCUCAAACAGUCUUCACUUGCUGUUAACGACGCUCGAAAGAAGCGGUGCAAAAAUUUUGGUCGAUGACUUAGAUGCAUAUUUAAGCUCGAAUUUUUAUAUUGGAAAUCUAAAUGAGUUAAUUGUUUGCAAGUGUACGUGUGUCGAAUGCCACAAAAUGUAUCACUUUUUCAGCGUUUUCGGAUACGGUGAGUUUUUGUUACAUGUUCACAAGUGCAAUAAGAAUUUUAAUAUACGCAAUGUGCAAUCCAUCGGUGCGUUACGAACUGAAAUCACUGCUGAAGAGGAAUCAUUCAUCGAACAUCGAAACACCAAGCACAUCGACGCCUCAUUCAAAUGA
Messenger RNA from Anisakis simplex (herring worm), 840 nucleotides. The record is from the annotation of a GenBank genome assembly. Lineage: Eukaryota; Metazoa; Nematoda; Chromadorea; Rhabditida; Anisakidae.